ACCUAUCAGGGCUGUCAUAUUCACUUCUAGGCCACAAAUGUCUGCCUAUCCUGUACUGUGGUAUAUACUUCAGAUCGCUGCUCUCCAAUUUGCUGCGUCUAUUAUAAUUAGAAGUGCAUGUCUUCGAUCCCAUAAGCUUAUCCGUGUGGCACCAGUAUUAUUUAGGUGGGCACCUAGCCUUCUGUUUCUUUCCAAGGCUGACAAAGCCGCCGAGCGCCGGCGACACACUUCCCCGAUGACGAGAGGCGAAAACCCACGACUUCCAAUCGCGAACUCUGAUAAUGGCGCUCUACCGACCCCCUUGAACGAAACACCCUGCCGAUCUACGGUUAUAUUCCUUCCUGAGACAGCAGCACCAUGUCGCUGGCAAAGAUUAAGCACAUUGUCCUGGUCUUGUCCGGCAAAGGCGGCGUCGGAAAGUCCUCGGUGACAACCCAGCUCGCGCUCUCCCUCUCGCUAGCCGGCCACUCGGUCGGGGUUCUCGACGUUGACCUGACGGGCCCGUCGAUUCCGCGCAUGUUCGCCAUCGAGGACGCCAAGGUGACCCAGGCGCCCGGCGGAUGGCUUCCCGUGACGGUGCACGAGGGAAGCCCCGGCGACGGCAUCGGGCCGCUGCGGGUCAUGAGCCUGGGCUUCCUGCUGCCGCGGAGGGGCGACGCAGUGGUGUGGCGGGGCCCCAAGAAGACGGCCAUGGUGCGGCAGUUCCUGUCGGACGUGCUCUGGGACGAGGCCGACUACCUGCUGGUCGACACGCCGCCGGGCACGAGCGACGAGCACAUAUCGCUGGUGGAGACGCUGCUGAAGACGGCGAGGCCCGACCAGCUCGCCGGCGCAGUGGUGGUCACAACCCCGCAGGCGGUGGCGACGGCCGACGUGAGGAAGGAGCUGAACUUCUGCGCCAAGACGGGCGUGAGGGUGAUCGGCGUCGUGGAGAAUAUGAGCGGGUUCGUGUGCCCCAACUGUAGCGAGUGCACCAACAUCUUCAGCAGCGGCGGGGGGAAGAUCAUGGCCGACGACUUUGCCGUCAGGUUUCUCGGGAGCGUGCCCGUCGACCCCCAGUUCGUCAUGCUAGUCGAGACAGGCCGGAGGCCGAAGUAUCCUGCCGGGACGGAGGUCAACGGCCGGGACAUGUCAACACCUGCGGAUGCCAGUAACGGGCACGACGCUACGAGGGAUGCUGGGUCGCUGGUCGAGAAAUAUCGGCAUUGCUCCCUCGCCCCCCUUUUCAAGACAAUCACCGAGGACGUUAUAUUGGCCGUACAGCAGCAGGGUCUUACGGUUUGAAGGAUGCGUCGGAGUGCGACACCUUUGGGGAUAAUGGCACAAGCUCUGCACUCUGAAAAUGAGUUUGCAUUGAAUCUGCCUGACAUGGGACAUGAGGCACGGCUUCUCAAAACAUACACUAUCCAUACCCGCCCCCUUUCCACUCUGCUCGCGUAGCUGUGCAAUACAAACACGGGAGCAAAG
Molecule: messenger RNA, 1467 nt
Organism: Phialemonium atrogriseum
Lineage: Eukaryota; Fungi; Ascomycota; Sordariomycetes; Cephalothecales; Cephalothecaceae
Product: P-loop containing nucleoside triphosphate hydrolase protein
Exons: 2
Coding region: 358-1284 (308 amino acids)
Biological process (GO): iron-sulfur cluster assembly
Cellular component (GO): cytosol
Molecular function (GO): ATP binding; ATP-dependent FeS chaperone activity; 4 iron, 4 sulfur cluster binding
Source: RefSeq, a predicted model, not a curated record